Molecule: messenger RNA, 201 nt
Organism: Linum trigynum
Lineage: Eukaryota; Viridiplantae; Streptophyta; Magnoliopsida; Malpighiales; Linaceae
Source: the annotation of a GenBank genome assembly
AUGAGCUGCUGCGGCCUGAUUUUAUCCGCUGUCGCCGCUGUUACGUUAGCUGCGAUCAGGAGCUCGCUCCGCCAUUGCCGCUGUUGCGGUAGCUGCUGCGAUCAGGAUCUCGUCGCCGCCGUUGCGGUAGCUGCUGCGAUCAGGAUCUCGUCGCCGCCGUUGCGGUGGUGUUUUCGUUCAGCCUUGGCGCCACGCGUUUGA